Molecule: messenger RNA, 1107 nt
Organism: Stegodyphus dumicola
Lineage: Eukaryota; Metazoa; Arthropoda; Arachnida; Araneae; Eresidae
Product: interleukin enhancer-binding factor 2 homolog
Biological process (GO): positive regulation of DNA-templated transcription
Cellular component (GO): catalytic step 2 spliceosome
Molecular function (GO): DNA binding; double-stranded RNA binding
Source: RefSeq, a predicted model, not a curated record
UUAGGCACUUUUGAAAAGAAAUCAGGAUUUGACCUCAACUCCUGCAGAACAAACAGCUGUUUUAAAUCUUGUAACAAAAAUUCAGACUGUUCUAGAUAAUCUUGCAUUAUCUCCUGGCAAUUUUGAUGCUUGCCAGAUCGAAGAAGUUCGUCAAGUUGGCUCUUUCAAAAAAGGAACUAUGAUGAUAGGAAAUGCUGUAGCUGAUAUUGUUACAAUCUUGAAAACUCUUCCUACAGUUGAGGCUGUUCAAGCUCUUGGAAAUAAAGUCCUGGAUGAAGUUAAGCAAGUUGAUCCAAAUGAAGUUCUGUAUCAUGUAGGCAUUGAAGGUGGCUUUGAAAUCGGUUCUCCUGAAGCAUCAGUGAAAUGCCUUAUUACUACAGUACCUCAAAACUUAAGAAAACUUGACCCAGAACUGCAUUUGGAUCAGAAGAUACUUCAGCAUCACUUAGCAGCAAUACGUCAUGCUCGUUGGUUUGAGGAAAAUGCUCAUCAUUCAAGUAUUAAAGUUUUGAUCAGACUUUUCAAGGAUCUCAGAAAUCGAUUUGAAGGUUUUCAACCUUUAAAUCCUUGGAUUCUAGAUUUGUUGGCUCAUUAUGCCAUUAAUCAUCAUCCCAGUCGCCAACCAUUGGGUCUUAAUAUUGCAUAUAAACGAUGCUUGCAGUUACUAGCUGGAGGUCUGUUUCUUCCUGGAUCUGCUGGAAUACCUGAUCCAUGUGAAGGAGGAACUGUUCGAGUACAUACUUCGAUGUCUCUGGAACAGCAGGACCUUGUAUGUUUGACAGCCCAAACUUUGUUAAGAGUUAUGGCCCAUGGAGGAUAUAAACAAGUAUUAGGUUUGGAAAUCCUUCCAAAUCUUGCCACCGAAAUGAGUGUAUGGGAUGGAGUUGUUGUGUCUCCACUCAGUAAGGCUUACGAAAAGCCAGCUGACAAAAAAGAGGAGGAAACUUCUGAGGAUAUGGAACAAGAGCAUGAAGACACUAUGGAAACUCAGGAAUCCACUUAAGGAAAUUUAAUGUGGUCAUAAUUUUAUUUUAAGCACACUAUCUUGCUGUAUAUAUGAACUUUAGUGACAUGCAAUGUGCAUUGAAUAAAUAUUUAUAAUAUGCA